UAGUUCCUUGCUGCCGGGAGUUGAAGAAGAUGGGCUUUAGGGGCAAGUCUUGCAUUCCACUUUUGACCCUCCUAUUGCUGAGUUCACUCUGCAAAUCCGAUGACCAGCUCACACACGCAAAGCCGCUCUCCGCCGGCGACACCAUCGUCUCCAAGGGCGGGCACUUCGCGCUCGGCUUCUUCCCCUCAAACAGCCCCAACACGAGCCUGUACCUCGGCAUAUGGUACCACAGCAUCCCUGGCCGUACCAUCGUAUGGACCGCCAACCGCGACAAUCCAAUCGCCGCCACUUCAUCUCCGACGCUCGCCAUCACCAACAGUUCCGGCCUGGUGUUGUCUGACUCCCAAGGCCGCACUCCUUGGGCAGUGAAGAACGACAUCACGGGCACGGGAGUUGCUGCGGUGCUGCUUGACACGGGGAACUUUGUCCUCCUCUCUCCAAAUGGCACACGCAUAUGGCAGAGCUUUGAUCACCCGACAGACACCAUUCUACCCGGUACUAGGAUCUACCUGAGAGAGAAAAAAGACAAGGGUCUCGUUGCCAGGCGCCUAAUUGCUUGGAAAGGCCCCAUUGACCCAUCCACUGGAGAUUUUUCGUUGGGCCUUGACCCCAACAAUUACAUUCAGUUAGUCAUUUGGCACGGGACUAUGCCCUACUUCCGUCUCAAUGUUCUUGAUUAUGCGUCGGUAGCUGGUGCCGUAUACCAGAACACUGUCUUCUAUGAAGCGUUUGGUGGAACAAGCACCGACGGGUUCUAUUAUGAAUUCUCUGUUUCUGGUGGCUCACCGUAUGCACGCCUUAUGCUCGACUACAUGGGUGUGAUGAGGACUCUUAGCUGGAACAACCACUCAUCUUGGACAACCGUCAACGCUUAUCCCUCUAGCAGCUGCGAGCUCUAUGCUUCAUGUGGCCCGUUCGGGUAUUGUGACAACACCGGGGCUGCCGCGACAUGUCGUUGUCUCGAUGGGUUUGAACCCGCUGGUCUUAACUUUUCGAGCGGAUGUACAAGAACCAAGGAGCUGGAAUGCGGCAAGCAAAGUCAUUUCGUGACCUUGCCUAAGAUGAAGUUACCUGACAAGUUUUUACAUGUCCUCAACACAAGCUUUGACGAAUGCACGGCCGAGUGCAACAACAAUUGCUCGUGUAAAGCCUACGCCUACACCAACUUGAGCAAUAACAGUGCUAUGGCCCAACAGUCAAAGUGCUUGCUUUGGACAGGGGAUCAGCUUGUCGAUACAGGGAAGUAUAGUAAUAUCGACGAGAUCUUGUACCUCCGGCUUGCCAACUCUCCUGUUCAAAAUGGCAAAUUGGUAAAGAUUAUACUCCCAACCAUGGCUUGCGUGUUCAUACUCGCGUGCAUAGCCCUUGGGAUAUACAAAUGCAAAGCAAGCAAAAAAAAGAAGAAGGGAAUCCAGAACAGACCAAUGCUAGGAUAUCUUCGCUCGUCUACUGAAAUUGGAGGUGAACAUGCAGACUUUCCUUUUGUUAGCUUUCAAGAUAUUGCCACGGCAACGGAUAAUUUCUCAGACUCUAAACAAAUCGGAAGUGGAGGUUUUGGCAAAGUUUACAAGGGCAUCCUACAAGGGAACACUGAAGUUGCUAUCAAGAGACUUAGUAAGGGUUCUGGGCAAGGGAUGGAGGAGUUUAAAAAUGAGAUAAUUCUAAUUGCAAAAUUGCAGCACAAAAACCUUGUUAGACUUCUUGGUUGCUCUAUUCAUGGAGAUGAGAGGUUACUUAUCUAUGAAUACUUACCAAACAAAAGCCUGGACGCCUUCCUUUUUGAUAGCACAAGACAAUAUGUGCUUGAUUGGAUCACACGCUUCCAAAUAAUUAAAGGGGUGGCCAGAGGUCUUCGUUACCUCCACCAAGAUUCAAGACUAACUAUAAUUCACAGAGAUCUCAAACCAAGCAACAUAUUGCUGGAUUCCGAAAUGGCUCCCAAAAUAUCAGAUUUUGGUAUGGCAAGGAUCUUUGGUGGAAACAAACAAGAAGCAAAAACUACCCGCGUUGUUGGGACAUAUGGCUACAUGUCGCCUGAAUACGUUAUGGGAGGUGCCUUUUCUGUCAAAUCAGACACCUAUAGCUUCGGUGUUCUUAUCUUAGAGGUUGUAAGUGGCUUGAAGAUCACCUCACCGCAACUCGUAGUGAACUUUGUCGGCCUGACAACUUAUGCGUGGAGACUAUGGGAAGAUGGAAAAGCAACAGAACUAGUGUACUCUUCGUUUGCUGAGAGCUGUUCACUUCAUGAAGUUCUACGGUGUAUUCAAGUUGGUCUUUUGUGUGUUCAAGAUCGUCCAGAUGAUAGGCCACUCAUGUCAUCGGUUUCUUUUAUGUUAGAGAAUGAAAGUGCAUUGCUCCCCGUACCAAAGCAGCCUGCAUAUUUCGCUCUACAGAAUUUCGAAGCUCAAAAAUCAAGGGAAAACUCCUUGAAUGCAGUGAGUAUCACAACACUAGAGGGGCGUUAAGUGCUAUAUAUGCAGAUUUCAGUGUCGGAAGUUGUAUACUUUAUGAUCUAUAGAUAUUUUGAAUGCAAUUCCUUCAGUAGGCGGAAUGGCUGUGAAUUGAGAACUACUACAAAAUUCAGAAUGUUCUAUUUCGAGCAAAGAUAUGUUUUCUCGCUCUCUACGCUGUUGGCAUUAUCUACAAUGUCUUGUUCAUUGAUGUUGCUGG
Molecule: messenger RNA, 2670 nt
Organism: Hordeum vulgare subsp. vulgare (domesticated barley)
Lineage: Eukaryota; Viridiplantae; Streptophyta; Magnoliopsida; Poales; Poaceae
Product: G-type lectin S-receptor-like serine/threonine-protein kinase B120
Exons: 7
Coding region: 30-2465 (811 amino acids)
Biological process (GO): protein phosphorylation; recognition of pollen
Molecular function (GO): protein serine/threonine kinase activity; ATP binding
Source: RefSeq, a predicted model, not a curated record